Rasamsonia emersonii CBS 393.64 is the source of this 969-nucleotide messenger RNA. RefSeq lists its product as uncharacterized. The transcript is spliced from 2 exons. NCBI's taxonomy places the organism in Eukaryota, Fungi, Ascomycota, Eurotiomycetes, Eurotiales, Trichocomaceae. Gene Ontology annotation, cellular component: mediator complex. The record is from RefSeq and is a predicted model, not a curated record. Gene Ontology annotation, biological process: regulation of transcription by RNA polymerase II. Gene Ontology annotation, molecular function: transcription coregulator activity. The coding region runs from base 1 to 969 and encodes 322 amino acids.
AUGCCGAUUACAGGGGUCUUCUUCAUCCCAUCCACUCCCAACGCUCCUAAUGCGUUGGCAACAUUGUCAGAGCGCCUUCGCUCGUCUUACGGUGACGAAGCAGUGCCCGUGGGCCGCUGGGCUCUCGAACACAAGUUGAUGCGGGAUACAUCUUCAUGUCUUCCUGCAUCUGCCCAUGCACCAAACCCGCCGCCUCAGCCACGUUAUAUGCAAUUCCUCUCCCUCUCUCACUAUCCUAACCAUGGGUUCAUCUACGCGUCCGAGUCCACGGAUCAGCCUGACACGAAUGCUCCGGGGCUGGCCCAGCAGCCUCCGCGGAAACCAUCCACGCAAUCCGGCAUGAUCAUGAGCACGAUCCCUCUUCCUUCCUGCAGCACUCUCUUCCAGCAUUUCGUGCGCGCCUGUGAGCCCCUGUGGUGCCACCGGCAUACCGUCACAGCUGGUGGGACAACCUACGACGUGGGCGACUUCCGAGUCCGCAUCGGCGAGGUGCGACAGACGCAGCCGAUGGCACGGGCACGAGGCACCGUCGUAGAGAUCGAAUGGAGGGGACCGUCGAUAGCAUCGUCACCCCUCCUAUCACCCCUCCCCACGGACGGAGACGGGAGUGGCGAUUAUGCCGACUCCGCUGUCGAUCUCUCCUUCAUCCCUGAAGACUCUGACAUCGAUGCGGAAUACGCCCAGACCGCAGAGCUCAUUCGCGAAUUCUGGUCCCGAUUCGGAGUUACGGACAAGGGCGUCCAAGAGGCGAUUCUGGUCCCGGACGUGGGGAGGGAACUCAAAGCGAAACUGCACCAACGGCGGCAGAGCGGAUGGCGCGAGCUAGAGGCCAAGCGACGGCAGAAGAAGAAUGAAGCCGCCGCAUUAGGAAGGAGUUGGGGAUGGGGCUGGAAUGAACAGGACGACGACCCAGAUGCCGGCGUCGAUCUAGCCAGACAGUAUAUGGAGAUUUUCCGCUUCAACCGAUAA